Molecule: messenger RNA, 2700 nt
Organism: Sphaeroforma arctica JP610
Lineage: Eukaryota; Ichthyosporea; Ichthyophonida
Exons: 14
Coding region: 130-2700 (856 amino acids)
Biological process (GO): DNA-templated transcription
Cellular component (GO): RNA polymerase III complex; nucleus
Source: RefSeq, a predicted model, not a curated record
GUGUGACCGAGUAGUUCACUUCGACAUGCUAUUAUAAAUCGGCAAUUAUACCUAGUCUAUGCUCACAACACAUAUACAUAUACGCACACAAUACACGUAUAAUACAUAUACUAUGUAAUCAGUGCUACAAUGGUCAGAACCAAAAGAUUUAAGAAGAAUCAAAACACGACCGAAGAGCAAGAAGCAGAUACACAUGAGACUAGUAUAGAUGUAAAGGUAGAAAACACAACACCACACAAGUUAGACGAUGCUCCCACAGGCGCAGGCGAGGACGAUGAGACGGAUGACGAUGAUAUAGUACUCAAGGGUCGACCAUUAAAAGGGAAUGUUUUGAGUACUGUAGUGAGUGAGGAGGACGAUGAUAGUAGUGUUGAUAUGAAUGUAAAUGUCGAGAAGAAGGAGGGUGUAGAAUUAACGCGAGAGAGUAAGGAUGUAAAGGAGGAAGAAAGUACUGCUGAAGUCAAGAAAAAUGAAUCUCAGGCACCGCCAAAGGUAUUCGUACCUUACAACCAACGACCAAAUCUCUAUGAAGGUGACGAUAGCGAUGAUCCCGUAGUAGAGGAAAUGGAUGUUUUCUUAUCACAAACAUUAGCAGACAACAUGUAUAUAUUUCAGUACCCUCUCAGAGGGGAAUUGGCUGGCCCGUUCGACACCGACAAUCAAGAUAUCACUCUCCGUAUGAAGCCCAAGCAAGAGAAAGUGGAGAUGACCGUUAUGUUGAACACACAGAGUGAUUCAUACAACUUCGCCAAGGCGUUGCAAAUCGCCGACUUGACUGCAACCGAGAAAAUGAGCGAAGAGGAAAGAGCCGAGGCAUCGCAUUUCCCUGAGGAUUUGAAAAUGGACCGGUAUUGGCUGACUUCGACGCGGAACCAAAUCGGUACACAUUACUGCGUGGGCCUUAUCGUCGACGGACAGGUGCAUUUGACCCCCGUCAAAGGUAUCCUACAGAUGCGUCCCGACAUGUCAUAUUUAGAUCCCAAACCGGCGCCUAAGGAAGACGAUAGCGAGGCCAACGAAGCCAAAGCCAAAGCAGUGAACGUCAGAGUUCAGACAAGCAGAGAGAAGAUGUUGGCGGCAAGGAAAGCCAAGGACAUGGAGACCGAUGAGGACUGGGUGGGCCUGUCCACUUUCUACCGAGACCACCACAACACGGACGUUGUGGUCAGUAAGAUGGUGGUUGAUCCCGCUCUCCCUCCCAUUCCGUUCCCACUCACUGCGGAUGAGUAUGUGGAGACGCUGAGCUGCGUCAAUCGGGCCAACCAGAAUGCCAAGAAAGACGCAGUAGUCCAUCCCGACGGCGUGAAACAGUCGGCGCAUAAGAUCCAGAACCUCGACCCAAAAAAGAGGACAGAUAUCUUCAAUCUUAACCUGACGCAGAGGCUGCCGUGGGUGGAACAGGCUGUGCUGAUGCUGAGCAGCGCUCAGGUAGCGCCGUUUGCGCAGAUCAAGUCCAUGCUGUACUUUGUCACAUCCAUUACCGACGAGAUUAUCAUGAGUGAGCUCUCACGGCACGCAUGGCUAGUGCAUGGUAACUGGGUGGUCAAGAGCGAGCUCGUGUACCCCAAAAACGCGAAAUCGCAGAUAACCGGGUGCAGCGGGGACAAACUGCGGACCAUCCGAGACAUGUUUAUCCACAGUAUACACACAAUGGAUAACAUCAAAGCCCACGAGGUCGUCGAAGAUCCAUUCGCAUACAACCCAGAGGUGCUGGCGCACGACUUCUACCCGCCCUUCAUCGGCACACACUACCGUGAUAGUGCCGGAGACAUGCCCAGCAAGCCUAUGGGUCGGUUACACCGACCGGAGCACAACGCGCAGGUGUACAUCCGAGUGAAGGACAUGAGGGUUGGUGUAGUAGAGGAUGUGGAUGUCAGGGACUUCCGUGAGGUAUUCAAAGGGCCGGGGCGGCAUGUGAUAUCCAAGGGGUGGACGCUGAAACGUGCCACUGACCAAACCUUCAUCGAUGCACACCCGGAUAUAGUGCGAGAGCAGAACGCGCUCAUCGAAGCAACGCUGGGCAAGGCUGGCAGUGAUGUGGUGGUGAAGAAGGAGAGCGGCAGGCAAACGACGCCUACCAAGCCAAAACGGGAGCCUGCUAUCAAGAAAGAGGCCACCGCUGCAAGGCAUCCCAAGACAGCCACUCCUGAGAAGGCCCACAAGGAGUUUGCUAAACCAGCAGCAGUAACAGAGGCCGAGCGAUUGGAGAAACACCAGGCGGAAGAGUUAAAGUUCAAAACACAUAGGGCUGCCCUCAUUGCGCAUAUCGAGGCGUUGCUGGUCGAACACGGGGUGCUAUCCUACGCAGCCGUCAAGGCUCUCUGUGCCAGUGCAACCAAAAAGGAGUUCAAGGCCGAUGGAAAGGCUGUGUUUUUGGCGCUAAAGGCGGGGGGUCUGAGCGUGACGCUCGAGUGGUGGGACGGUCUGGACGAGGAUGCGGGUAACAAGACUGUCUAUGUGGCCAAGAGUGUUGGGGAUCCUGCGAAAGAUGAGUACCGCAAUGUGCUGCUGGAGUGUUUCCAAUUGGCUGAGUCGGUGAAGAAGAGCACUGUGGACGCGAUAUGCACGGAACGAUCUAUCGCAAUACCCGCCACAACGACAUUCACUCGCAUGGUUAAGGAAAUUGCAAAGAAAUCGGGAGGCGCUUGGUCGUUCAUGAUUCCUGAGGCAGAGAUAGAGGAUGAAGACGAGGAGGAAUAG